Eriocheir sinensis (Chinese mitten crab) is the source of this 3809-nucleotide messenger RNA. RefSeq lists its product as uncharacterized. Gene Ontology annotation, molecular function: ubiquitin protein ligase activity; metal ion binding; peptidyl-prolyl cis-trans isomerase activity. Lineage: Eukaryota; Metazoa; Arthropoda; Malacostraca; Decapoda; Varunidae. Gene Ontology annotation, biological process: protein ubiquitination; protein peptidyl-prolyl isomerization. The coding region runs from base 270 to 1814 and encodes 514 amino acids. The transcript has 10 exons. The record is from RefSeq and is a predicted model, not a curated record.
UCACCGCCACCACCAUCACCACCAUCACCACCACCACCACCACCAUCACCACCAGCACCAGAGAUACUUACCAGCCUCCUUCCGUGCUCCUCGCUUCAUCUCCUCUUCCUCCUCCUCCUCCUCCUCCUCCUCGUCUUCCUCGUCCUCCUCCGGCUUCUGAAAUACAGUUGAUGUGAUUCUUCGGUCUCCUCCUCCUCCUCCUCCUCUUCCUCCUCCUCCAUCAGCUAUUCCUCCUCCUCCUCCUCCUCCUCCUCCAUCUGCGCCUCGUGAUGGAAGACGAGGAGAGCCCAGAGGAGUGCAAGGUCUGCAUCACCAACUAUGACAAGGCCAAGCGGCGCCCAAGAACCCUCCCCUGCGGCCACUCCUUCUGCUCGCUCUGCCUGGCCGGGAUGCUCAAGGACGAAGGACUCACAUGCCCAUCCUGCAGGAAUACUCACCAUGCCACCUCCACGGACGCCUUCCCCAUCAGCUACGACAUGGAGGCAAUCAUCAGGAAGCUCAAGAUCCUUCAGUACAAAGCGGAGUUCAGUAGCAGCCCGGACGGUCCUACGGCGGUGAAGGAGAAGCAGGAAUCCUUACGAAGAACAAUGACCCGUCUUCAGGAAACCCUCACGGAGUUGGGGCGUUACGAGGACCAGCUGCAGGAUUGGGUCAGGGAUCACAAUGACAUCCUUACGAGUCUUCAGGAGCUGGUGGCGAGGAAUCAGGCCGCGGUGAGACUCCUGCAGGAUGAACAAGGCAUCCUGCAGUACCAGAGGAGCAAAGGGGACGAGGCGUUGCGGCAGCUGGAGGCCAUGGAGGGGUCCUUAGGGGCAGCCUCGAGUCCCCAGGAGGCGGUGAGUGCCAUCGACGAGAGUGAGGCGCGGAGCAGCGAGGCGGAGGACUGGAUGGACCACUGCCGCGCCAUCUUCCCCGACCAGAACACGGCGCACACCUCCCUCACGGUGCGGAAGGUGAGCGGCCGGGCCCUUGAGGAGGCGAAGAAGGGCGAGGAGCCAGGCACCCCCCCACCCGAACAGCGGCCCCCCCCUGAAGCCCCCAGCACCCCCCUCACCAUCAUGGAGAAGGUGACCCUCAUCGCCCCCGUGCUGACAGUGGAGGCACUGCGGCGCUUGGGAGAUCCCGUCAGGAGUCUGCUGGAGGAGGGGCGAGUCUCGGCCGUCCAGCAGGAGGGGAGGGACGGGGGACCACCACACAGCUCGCGGCUCGCCAGACUCUCCCUCCUCGGCGGCCAAGUCCACCUCCACGCCCUCGAAGAUCAGACAGAAUUUACGCCCGCGCCUACACACUCGAUUCCGCACGAGGCUUUGGUACAACUACUGGACUACACUUCUAGCCUCGUAUUCCUGCAACUGGCCUGGGCGGGGAGCGAGGGCGGGAUGGUCUACAUACGCCUCAGCCCGGACACCGAACUCUCCAGGCAAUUCCUUCUCCUGUGCAGCGGCGAAAAAGGUCCCUCCUACCGGCGCUCCUGUCUCUUGGGGGUAUGGAACAAGGGGACGGAGUUUGAGAUGGUCGGUGGGGGGGACUAUGAGAGAAAUGACGGCCAUGGAGGUGCCCCUAUACUCGAGGACAUGAGACCACGAAGAGAGUAUCAAAGGCCGGCGCUAGCGGGGACCCUGAGAGCUAUGCAUGGUCCCGUGAGUAGCAAGAGUGCCCAGUUCUCCAUCAGUACCCAGGAUUGCGCGAGCCGGGAGUGGCACUGGGCGUUCGGGCGUGUGGAGAAAGGUUUGGAGGUGGUGCGAGCAGCGGCCGGGUACAAGAACGUGAAGGAGGUGAUGGUGGUGGAUUGUGGUGUUGUGCUGCCGUGGUGAUGCGUGGUGUGGUGUGUGUGGUGAGGUGUGGGGAUGUGGGUAUAGGUGUGGAGUGUGUAUUUAUGCGUGUGGUGAUAGAUUUUAAGGUGUGACAAAUUAGUGGUGAGUGAAAAACUGAGAUGAAUUUGUGGGGAUGUGGGUAAAGGUAUGGACUGUGUUUUUAUGCUUGUGGUGAUGAAUUUUAAGGUGUGACAAAUUAGUGGUGAGUGAAAAACUGAGAUGAUUUUGUGGUGAUGUGUCGUGUGGAAGAGUGUGAUGUACUGUUAACUUAUCUAGAGAGAUGUGGAAUGUGUGAUGAGUGUGAAAACGAUAUGAUGACAAUAAUGUGAUGAUAUGCUAUGUGUGAUGACCAUGGUGAUGUGAAGGUCUAUAGAUAGAACCGUUGUGAUAUGUAAUGUGAUGUGUGGUGACGUGUGAUGUGCCGUGAUUUAGUAGAUAGCUAUUGUUAAACUUCACGUGGAGAGGAGUGAAGAGGCGAGACAUGGGGUGCAAGAUUCCAGCGCAAAGACAAGGAAGUUUACAAGCAUGAAGACAAGGAAGUUUAAAAGCAUGAAGACAAGGAAGUUUACAAGUAUGAAGACAAGGAAGUUUACAAGCAUGAAGACAAGGAAGUUUACAAGCAUGAAGACAAGGAAGUUUACAAGCAUGAAGACAAGGAAGUUUACCAGCAUGAAGACAAGGAAGUUUACAAGCAUGAAGACAAGGAAGUUUAAAAGCAUGAAGACAAGGAAGUUUACAAGUAUGAAGACAAGGAAGUUUACAAGCAUGAAGACAAGGAAGUUUACAAGCAUGAAGACAAGGAAGUUUACAAGCAUGAGGACAAGGAAGUUUACAAGCAUGAAGACAAGGAAGUUUACAAGCAUGAAGACAAGGAAGUUUACAAGCAUGAAGACAAGGAAGUUUACAAGCAUGAAGACAAGGAAGUUUACAAGCAUGAAGACAAGGAAGUUUACAAGCAUGAAGACAAGGAGGUUUACAAGCAUGAAGACAAGGAAGUUUACAAGCAUGAAGACAAGGGAGUUUACAAGCAUGAAGACAAGGAAGUUUACAAGCAUGAAGGCAAGGAAGUUUACAAGCAUGAAGGCAAGGAAGUUUACAAGCAUGAAGACAAGGAAAUUUACAAGCAUGAAGGCAAGGAAGUUUACAAGCAUGAAGGCAAGGAAGUUUACAAGCAUGAAGACAAGGAAGUUUACAAGCAUGAAGGCAAGGAAGUUUACAAGCAUGAAGACAAGGAAGUUUACAAGCAUGAAGGCAAGGAAGUUUACAGGCAUGAAGACAAGGAAGUUUACAGGCAUGAAGACAAGGAAGUUUACAAGCAUGAAGACAAGGAAGUUUACAAGCAUGAAGACAAGGAAGUUUACAAGCAUGAAGACAAGGAAGUUUACAAGCAUGAAGACGCAGGAAGUUGUAAGUAUAAACAAGAUUACAAGCUCAGGAAAGUAAAAAUGAGAGAAAACAAGUAAAUUUACGAGCAUGAUGACAGAAUAAAGUGUAAAUACAAGGAAAGGGCAAAAGAAGAGAAAACAAGAAGUAAAAACAAAACAAAUGCAAACAAAGAGAAAGACUAAAGAAAAAGAGGGAAAGACAAAGAAAUAAAACACAAAAAAUAAAACGUAAGUAAUGAAAUAAAACACAUAAGACACGAAGAAAACAAAAGAAGCAUAAAGGAGGAGAAAGAAAUAGAAAAAAAGAGGAUGAGAAGAAGAAAAAAACCCUGCAAAAGGAAAACAAUGAUAAUGUAAAAAAAAAAAAGCAGGAGAAAGUGAAAGGCAAAGAAAUGAAGAACAAAUAAAAAAACAAACAAAAGAAAACAAAUCAAAACAUAAAACACAAAUAAAAAGUAAAACAAACCAAAAACAUCAAAGAAAAACAAAACAAAAAACAACCCACGAAACUAACCCCAACAAACCCUCAAAGAAAGCCCAAACAAGCGCGCCUCCCCAAAAAACAAACAAACCUUUAAUAAACGAUAAGAAUAAAAAACAAACAAACACA